CUCACUUCUCAGUAAACAUAGUUCAGAAAGAUAUCUUUAUAAAACCAGUAUCAGAUUUGGCGGUUGCGAUAGAGUCUAUCCCUAUCAUUUUGCGUGAUUAAUUAUAUAUUUCGAUACCAAUAGAAGAUAGUGGAAGUGGAAGAUACCAUAUAGGAAUAUAACAAUGAAUGGUAGGAAAUUCCUUUCACUAGGCGUCAUAAUAACGAGAAAUUACGUUCAACGGCGGAAUUUCCAAACUAAUGUGCUAAAACUGCUUAAGAAACGGAUACCUUCUUUGCAAGUUUCCUCAAUCUUCGAACACCAUACGAUGGGCUGCCAAACCUCUAAACCCCAACCAAAAGCGAGCCUUCCUGAUGAAGAAGUUCCUAAGCCAGAGGAUGAAUACAUUGAAGAUAUCGUUUGUUGUGAAUCGGAAAUUCACGAGAAUGAAAUGAAAGUUUUCGACCUCAAAGAUGCUGGAAAAGUUCUGUUGGUUCGACAAAGAGGGAAAAUUCAUGCUUUGGGGACAAAAUGUACCCACUAUGGGGCUCCAUUGGUUAACGGGGCACUAGGAGAUGGCAGAGUUAGAUGCCAAUGGCACGGGGCCUGUUUCAAUAUAGAAACAGGAGAUAUUGAGGAUUUUCCAGGAUUGGAUAGCUUGCCGUGCCACCAAGUUACCAUAGAGGACUGCAAAGUGAAAGUGAGGGCCAAACGAUCAGCCCUGGAGAACCCCAAACGUGUGAAACCGAUGUGCAAGAGACUGAACGAUGAUGAACACUACGUAGUUAUCGGAGGCGGACCAGCCGGGGCAGUCUGCGUGGAAACUCUAAGGCAAGAAAAUUUCACUGGGUCGAUCACGUUGAUAGCCAGGGAAAAUCACCUGCCUUACGAUAGAGUCAAAGUGAGCAAGAUUGGCGAUUUUGAUAUCGAGCAGAAUCAGUUCAGGACACCGGAGUUUUAUAAGGAGCACGAUAUUGAUGUUAGACUUGGUAUUUCCGCUAAAAAGGUGGACGUUGAGGAGAAGAAAGUUAUUUUGGAUAGCGGAGAAAAGAUUAGUUUCGACAAACUUUUCAUUGCCACUGGAUCGAAGGCUGCAGUAAUCAAUGUCCCUGGAAAAGAUCUGAAGAACAUCAUAACUCUACGAGAUUACGAAGAUGGCAAAAACUUGUUAUCAUUACUCACUCCCGAAACCAACUUGGUCAUCAACGGCAGUAGUUUCAUAGCAAUGGAGGCUGCAGCGAUGUGUGCAGAUAAAGUUAAGAACAUAACAGUGGUGUCUCGAUCUAAGGCGCCCUUCAAACACGCCCUUGGCGAGGAAGUGGGUUACGCCUUCAUGAAACUCUUCAAGGCUAAGGGCAUCAAUUUCAGAACAAACACCAACAUCAAGACCAUCAAAGAUGAUGGAACCGGCAAAGUUGGUGCUGUUGAAUUAGAGGACGGCUUGACGCUAGAUUCCAGUGUAGUGUUGCUUGGCGUUGGAAGCACUGUUUAUACAGAAUUUCUGAAAGAUUCUGGGAUUUCUUUGAGAUCUGAUGGGUCAGUUGACGUUAAUGGAUAUCUGCAGUCUAAUAUAGAAGGUAUAUUUGCUGGAGGCGACAUUGCUUACGCACCUGUUUUUUCCCACGACAACAAAAAAGCCACAAUUGGUCAUUUUCCGUUGGCCCACUACCACGGGAGGAUUGCUGCCUUGAAUAUGCUAGGUAGAAAGCAGGAACUAAAGGUGGUGCCUUAUUUUUGGACCAGCUUGUUUGGUAAAAGUAUAAGAUACGCUGGUAGCGGUAGCUUCGAGGAUGUCAUCUACGUUGGUAACAUAGAUGAUUUGAAAUUUGUUGCGUUUUACAUCAACAAGGCGGAUCAAGUGGUUGCCGCAAGUAGUUGUGGCAUGGACCCCAUUGUCUCACAGUUUGCAGAGUUGCUCCAUCAGGGAAAGAAGUUAUACAGGAAGGAUAUCGAUAAACAACCUUUAGGAUGGUUAUCAAGUAUCACUCCCGAUCCCGUGGUACCGUUAGAUCAAAGAAUCAAUUGAAUAUUGUUGUUCGAAGUUGUUUAAAAAGCUAUGCAUAUUUAAAAAUGUCAUUAUUUCACAUUUCCUUCAGUUGAUGCAUUGAAAAUAAUGACCGCUUUUGUAUUUAACCUGCAGUGAUUCAUUCCAGUUUUUAUGUUGUUGAACUUCUAGUUGCUCAUGUAACUUGCACAGUCAUUUUGAUGUUUUCAACCAUUAUUAAGUUUUUUAAGUUAAAAAAUACUCGCAUAUUUGUUUUAAAAUUCAGUAUUAUACUGUUAAAUAUUUUAUUUUAAUAAAUGUUGGAAUAUU
Messenger RNA from Coccinella septempunctata (seven-spotted ladybird), 2293 nucleotides. Its product is annotated as apoptosis-inducing factor 3-like. Gene Ontology annotation, molecular function: oxidoreductase activity, acting on NAD(P)H; 2 iron, 2 sulfur cluster binding; flavin adenine dinucleotide binding. Bases 164 to 2005 code for a protein of 613 amino acids. Gene Ontology annotation, cellular component: cytoplasm. The record is from RefSeq and is a predicted model, not a curated record. NCBI's taxonomy places the organism in Eukaryota, Metazoa, Arthropoda, Insecta, Coleoptera, Coccinellidae. The transcript has 4 exons.